CAAACACAUACAGUUGAUCAGGUCGCCACGUUUACUGGAAUGUGUGAAAGACAGGGUAACGGGGAAGCUUGUUUUUGGCCAAGAUUUCCUACCAAGAGUAUGCUCAGUGUUCAAGAAACUUUGCAGGGCACUUCCACAUUUCACUGAGACUCCGGGCAGUUUCGAGGCCGAGCUAAACAAUAGGAGGGAGAGUUGAUGGGAGUCACCGCGCACCAAGCGCGCUGUGUUUUGAAAUCUCUCCCUAGCGCAGAGGCCGCUUUUCCUGGGCUCCGUGGCAGAUUGUUCCCGUAGCCAUUGUCCUCCAGGGCGGUCAGGCGGCAACGCGCGGGGAGCGAGGGACAGCGUCCCGCAGAGCGCGGCGCGGUCCAGCCCGACCGGGCGGCGGAAGCCGUUCCCGGCCCUUCCAGCGGGCCCGGGCGCCAAAGGCUGCUGCCAAUGCAACUCGCAACUUUUGAAAUCAGUCCUUUUUGCAUCAUGCAACGGAUGCCACCGCUCCUUGGGUUUGCAACCCCCCACCCCUCCCCCGAGACCAAUCAUUGCCGCGCUCGGGCCUGCACAGCGCCCCCGCCCCCUUCCCGGGCCGCAAGCAGCCACCGAGCCGCCCCAGCCGCGGCCCGCCGCCUCUUAAAGGGAGGUGGCCGGCCUUAAAGGACCCUUGACUCUCAGCUGGCGGGAGCGCAGCCGCCCGGUUGGCGCAGGGCCGCGCCGAGCCAGGCGAGCUCCCGCGGCGCCCCGGCGCAGACCCGGACCCCGCCGCCGCCGCCGCCGGAGCCGCAUUUUUAUUCAGGCGACGCUUAAGGGAGCCCGGCCGCGCCCGGUGCAUUGUGGGAGCGGCCCGCGGCCCGCUCUCGGGAGGAGGCGGAGGGCGCAAAGCGAGCCGGUGGAUCUGUCAAGAACUCAGCCAGCCAGGAGAGGGAGGGGAGGGGCUGAGCGUGAGGAGUGGGCCCAAGAACCAUGUCUACUCGGGAGUCCUUUAACCCGGAGAGUUACGAGUUGGACAAGAGCUUCCGGCUAACCAGAUUCACCGAGCUGAAGGGCACAGGCUGCAAGGUGCCCCAGGAUGUCCUGCAGAAAUUGCUGGAACCCUUGCAAGAGAACCACUUCCAAGAAGAUGAGCAGUUUCUGGGAGCCGUUAUGCCAAGGCUUGGCAUUGGAAUGGAUACUUGCGUCAUUCCUCUGAGGCACGGUGGUCUUUCCUUGGUGCAAACCACAGAUUACAUUUAUCCUAUCGUAGACGACCCCUACAUGAUGGGCAGAAUAGCAUGUGCCAACGUCCUCAGCGACCUCUAUGCAAUGGGGGUCACAGAAUGUGACAAUAUGCUGAUGCUCCUUGGAGUCAGUAACAAAAUGACCGACAGGGAAAGGGAUAAAGUGAUGCCCCUGAUUAUACAGGGUUUUAAAGAUGCAGCAGAGGAAGCAGGAACAUCUGUAACAGGCGGCCAAACAGUGCUAAACCCCUGGAUUGUCUUGGGAGGAGUCGCAACUACUGUCUGCCAGCCAAAUGAGUUUAUCAUGCCAGAUAAUGCAGUGCCCGGGGAUGUGCUGGUGCUGACGAAACCCCUGGGGACACAGGUCGCCGUGGCCGUGCACCAGUGGCUGGAUAUUCCAGAAAAAUGGAAUAAAAUUAAACUAGUGGUCACCCAAGAAGAUGUCGAGUUGGCAUACCAAGAAGCGAUGAUGAACAUGGCGAGACUCAACAGGACAGCUGCAGGACUCAUGCACACGUUCAAUGCCCAUGCAGCCACCGACAUCACCGGCUUUGGGAUUCUGGGCCACGCACAGAACCUGGCCAAGCAGCAGAGGAAUGAGGUGUCCUUUGUGAUCCACAACCUUCCCGUGCUGGCCAAGAUGGCUGCGGUGAGCAAGGCCUGUGGGAACAUGUUUGGCCUCAUGCACGGGACCUGCCCAGAGACAUCAGGAGGCCUUCUGAUCUGUUUACCACGAGAGCAAGCAGCUCGGUUUUGUGCAGAGAUAAAGUCCCCUAAAUACGGUGAAGGUCACCAAGCAUGGAUUAUUGGGAUUGUAGAGAAGGGCAACCGCACAGCCAGGAUCAUAGACAAACCCCGGAUCAUCGAAGUCGCACCACAAGUGGCCACUCAAAAUGCACCAAAGCCGUACGUGUAAACCGAUCCACUUCUUGCCAAAGGAAACCACCACUGGGAAGAUGACGCUCCCUGGAAGAGGCUUUAGCAUGGAUUCGCCCUCCUCUCUCAGGACCCAACAGGCAGCCUUUAUGCAUGUGCAGCUGGACCUCGGGCCAUCAGUGUGGAGUGCAGUACAGGAGAGGCUGCUGUGGAACUGAAAUUAACUGGACAUUUGAUAGGAAUUUAAACAGAUGUUGGUUCUCAAAAGCUACAAACCAGUGGUCUGCAAAAUAAAAUGUGUUGGAAACCUCUGAGUAAGAUAAACGUACUGUUGAGCUUUUUCUUUUUCCUUCCCCAAACAGUGAUGACUGAAUCUGAAGGGCUUUCAAUGUGGAUGCUAGCAUUUUCCUUAGUGUCUGGCCUGGUGAAAAGAAGUGAGCUAAGUGGUGUAUGCACUUUAAGGAAAUCAUCUUUAUGAAGAUGCAUAAUUAUCAGGAAAAAACCGGGUACUUAAAGAUGCAUGUAAUUCAUGUGAUAUAGGGAGGAAGAAUGUCUUUAUGGUGAUGUCUUUCAGAGAGUGGUCUAGAUCCACCUGCCUUAGAAUGACCUGGGGGCGUUUGUCCAAAGGUAUGCUCCUGUACCUAUUCUCCAGGCCUACUGAAUGAGAAGUGAGUGGUUUGGGAUAAUCCACUGUUGUUGGAGAACCUGAUCUCAAAAUGAAUGUUGCAGAGGAAAGGGAGGGAAAGAAAGUAGACUGGCUUUUGUAAUAUUUUGUUGAGAUUUUUCUUUUAAAUCUUGACCAUUCUGUUUAUUUCCUGUCUCUGAGUUGUGGUCCACCAAGUAAGGGAAAAAAAGACCUGUAUCUUUAUUUUUCUUUUUGAGACAGUCUCACUCUGUCACCCUGAGUAUCGUGGCAUCAUAGCUCACAGCAGCCUCAAACUCUGGGCUCAAGCAAUCCCCUUGCCUCAGCCACCAGAGUGGCUGGGACUACAGGUGCCUGUCACUACACUUGGCUAAUUACUCUAUUUUAGUAGAAACAGGAUCUCUUGCUCAGGCUGGUCUUGAACUCCUGAGCUGAAGAGAUCCACCCACCUCAGCCUCCCAGCGUGUUAGGAUCACAGGUGUAAACCACCACACCUGGCUAAAAGACCUCUAUCUUGAAAGUUCCUUGAAGAAUCAGUUUUUUUCACUGAGGGUAGCAUUUGAGUUAGUUGCAAAAUUGGUGUGAAGUAUUUUAAAAUUCAAUAUUAACAAUAAAUAGAUAACUACUUGAUUUCCUGGUAGCACUUUAAAACUUCACAUGGAAGUAUAUCUUGGUAUACCGAAUUCAUCUAUGACAUAGUCGCAUCCAAAAAUGCAGUCUGUUAGAAUUCACAGAAUUAGCAAAUACAGCCUAAUCCCUUUUAGGCAUCAGGAAUGUUUUGCAAAGGAAUAUCAAAGCUUAGCUGGUUACUUGCACAGAAUUGGUUGUGUCUCAGUCCAAGAAAAAUGGAAGUAUUGUGUAAGCAGUAUGUACUUUUUGGCUCAGUUUUAAAAAAUAAGUACAUUAUCGUCUUCCAACUUUCAUAUGCCUUAAUGAAUAAAUCUGAAUGUUUUAAA
Molecule: messenger RNA, 3683 nt
Organism: Nycticebus coucang (slow loris)
Lineage: Eukaryota; Metazoa; Chordata; Mammalia; Primates; Lorisidae
Gene: SEPHS1
Product: selenophosphate synthetase 1
Exons: 10
Coding region: 955-2124 (389 amino acids)
Biological process (GO): L-selenocysteine biosynthetic process
Cellular component (GO): cytoplasm
Molecular function (GO): selenide, water dikinase activity; ATP binding
Source: RefSeq, a predicted model, not a curated record